GCGGCGGGCGGCGGGGUUAAGCGCGUCGCCGCCGCCCCGGGCCUAGGCGCGAGUCCCGAGAGCCGAACCUGCACCUUGAACCCGCAGCUGUGCGCGCUCGCUCGCCAUGGGUCUCUGCCGCGGCCCCGGCUCCGCGGCCGUGCUCCCGCGCGGGCUCCUGUGUCUCCUGCUGCUCGCAGCCCCGACGCUCUCGGCUGGACGUCCCCCGCCGGUGGUGUUGGGUGAGGCUCGCUUCCAGGCGUCUGCUGCCCGGAGAUUUGGGCAACCAGCUGGAGGCCAAGCUGGACAAGCCGAGCGUCGUGCACUACCUCUGCUCCAAGAAGACCGACAGCUAUUUCACGCUCUGGCUCAACCUGGAGCUGCUGCUGCCUGUCAUCAUCGACUGCUGGAUCGACAACAUCAGGUGACCGCUCUGCGUCUCCGCCCGCCCUCCAGGCUGGUCUACAACAGAACCUCCCGGACCACGCACUUUCCAGAAGGUGUGGACGUCCAGGUCCCUGGCUUUGGGGAGACCUUCUCGCUGGAGUUCCUGGACCCCAGCAAAAGAAGCGUGGGUUCCUACUUCCACACCAUGGUGGAAAGCCUGGUGGGCUGGGGCUACACGCGGGGCGAGGACGUCCGCGGGGCCCCCUACGACUGGCGCCGAGCUCCAAAUGAGAACGGGCCCUACUUCCUGGCCCUCCGCGAGAUGAUCGAGGACAUGUACCAGCUGUACGGGGGCCCCGUGGUGCUGGUUGCCCACAGCAUGGGCAACAUGUACACGCUCUACUUUCUGCAGCGGCAGCCGCAGGCCUGGAAGGACAAGUACAUCCGGGCCUUCGUGGCCCUGGGUGCACCCUGGGGGGGCGUAGCCAAGACACUGCGCGUCCUGGCCUCAGGAGACAACAACCGGAUCCCAGUCAUCGGGUCCCUGAAGAUCCGGGAGCAGCAGCGCUCGGCCGUGUCCACCAGCUGGCUGCUGCCGUACGCCACCACCUGGUCCCCCGAGAAGGUGUUCGUGCGCACACCCACCGCCAACUACACGCUGCGGGACUACGCCCGCUUCUACCGGGAUAUCGGUUUCCCCGACGGCUGGCUCAUGCGGCAGGACACGGAGGGGCUGGUCCAGGGCCUGGUGCCCCCAGGGGUGCCACUCCACUGUCUUUACGGCACGGGGGUUCCCACCCCAGACUCCUUCUAUUACGAGACCUUCCCAGAUCGGGAGCCGAAGAUUUGCUUCGGGGAUGGCGACGGCACCGUGAACCUGGAGAGCGCCCGGCAGUGCCAGGCGUGGCUGGGCCGCCAGCAGCAGCCAGUGUGGCUGCAGGAGCUGCCGGGCAGCGAGCACAUCGCCAUGCUGGCCAACGCCAGCACCCUGGCCUAUCUCAAACGCCUGCUCCUCGGGCCCUGACCGCCAGCCCAGGCUGCUCUCGGCCUCCAGAGCCAGCGCGUUUAGCCCCUGGAGACACACCGGGCCACGCUCUGGGUCUUGGGGUGGGGUGAAGCUUCUGCCCUCGCUCUUCCUCAGGGAAUUUCUUGACCCGCCUGGGGGCGGAGGGAGAGGCUGAUAGCGGGAGGAUUGGGACCUCCUGAUGGUUCGGGCCAUGCUCCUCUGAUCUCGGGGUCCUUUUUGCCCACCAGCCAGGCUCAGGCCUCCUGUCUUUGAGGGGUGCCACAGAGGUGCUGGGACCCACCCCCAAGGUCCCAGGCAUGGGCCCCUGGUCUGUAGGGGAAUGGCUGCCUCUCCUGGCCACAGGUAGCGGGCAGGGGGCAGGAGCUGUGGCCUCCCUGUGGCUCAGCAGCUCCCCAGCCUGACUGGAUUCUUGGGGGGCAGCCCGGUUCUCCAGUGUUUAGGGGCAGUGUGGGGUCUCCGUGGUUUCCAGGCCCCAAACACCCACGUCCUUUCUUUACCUCCAAGAACCAUCUUGCUCAGGAUUGGGCCGCAAAUGGCUUCCCAGUUCUGGGGUAGGGGCCACCCUGGGCCCUGGCUCCCCUGGGUUGGGCACUUGGCCUCGGGACCGACGCUGCUCCCUCUGCCCUGGGACUCUGCUCAUGAUGCCAGCAGGGCCCAGUGCAAGCGCUUAAAGGAAGAACUCGAGGCCGCAGCCCUCCCGCUGGGGUCACGGCCACACUCGUCAUGGGUUUCUGGGACCUGUGCCAGGGCCGGAGUCAGACUGGGAGAGGCGGGGCUCCUGCCCCCCACCCGGAAGCUGAGAGAGGUUUAGUUUGCAGGCGCCAACCUGGAGACAUGUCGGCCAGGCCACCUCCUCAACCCCUCAUGCUCAGGGGAUUUUCUGUCGCCUCAGAGGUGCUGCGUGAGAGCAGGAGUGGAAUCCUCCUGUCUUGGUGCCAUGAGCCGAGACUCGGGGGGGACCCUCCAGGGUAGGGCCCGGAGCCCCCUUCAGGCCGGACUCCGCCUCCUCUACUGCAUUUCCGUUUCCAUGGAGCUGGGGCUGGUCUGUGGUGACCCUGCCCAGCGCCCGACUCUCCCUUGCCCCUGAGUUGCGUGGUGGGCCUCACAUGGGCUCUGAGCAAGUUGUACCUCAAUUUUGGCAAUAAAAGUAUUCUGG
Sorex araneus (European shrew) is the source of this 2549-nucleotide messenger RNA. RefSeq names its product phospholipase A2 group XV (gene PLA2G15). Gene Ontology annotation, biological process: ceramide metabolic process; phosphatidylcholine metabolic process. NCBI's taxonomy places the organism in Eukaryota, Metazoa, Chordata, Mammalia, Eulipotyphla, Soricidae. The coding region runs from base 107 to 1390 and encodes 427 amino acids. The transcript has 6 exons. The record is from RefSeq and is a predicted model, not a curated record. Gene Ontology annotation, cellular component: lysosome.